UUAUUCGGCUAAUAUAAGCUAAACAUUGGUUGAAAUGCAAAGUAUAGGCAGUUGUACACACCCUGUUCUGCAUCGACGAUAAUAUUUGAGUUUCCGGAAGACUUUAAUGAGACUUGAAUCACUGUUUAGAUGUUUUUAGUCGCACUUCGGUCCCAGUUGCUGAAAAACUCCACUACCCAUCAGCCCUCUUGUUUAUUGUCUAAAGUCGGACUAGCUAGCCUCAUCCCGCUGCACUGACAAAGUAGCUGGAUCACUGGCUGCUGCUGCUGUGCUACAUUUGAGAAAUUGCUCGUACUCCAGCAACAACUCUUGUCCGGGCUGUGAGUCGUCUGUAAAUGCGGAACUACAGUCACUAGCCGCUGGAACUGUGGUGUUAGCCUGCGCCCAACAAGUUCACCAUGAUGUCUAUGACUUUUGGGGUGUCGAGCAGCGUUACUCUGCUGUUUGACUUCUGGGAUGUGCACGGGCCUGCAGGGAUGGUGCUGUCAGUGUUGGUGGUCCUGCUGCUGACCCUCUUCUACGAGGUGCUCAAAGUGUGGAGGGUGUGGUUGGGGAGUAGCGUCAAGCUGGCCCAGCCUCAGUCUGCAUACACCGCCCCUCCAUCCUAUCGCAGCGACAGCUCCUCCGCACUGGACAGCAGCCCCUCAGAAUCCUCGCUGACCCCCAUGGAGCCCCCACCUCCCGCUGCAGACACCAGAAACAGGUGGUUGCUGCAUACUAUCCAGACAGUCCUCCACAUGCUGCAGGUGUCUCUGGGCUACAUGCUGAUGCUGUGCGUCAUGUCCUACAAUACAUGGAUCUUCCUCGGGGUCAUCGUGGGCUCCGUCCUCGGUUAUUUCAUCUCGUUCCCUCUGCUGGGUCAGAAAUGAUGGUAUGGACAGUUCAGACAGAAGACGGAUCUUUUUCGUUUCGUUUUUUUUCCUUGAGUUAAGAGAAUCUUAUGCUUUGGAUACUAAAUGGGAAACUAGUUGAUUGAAUUUCAGCUUGUUGCUCCGCUGCUCUGGGUACAGUUAUUGUUUGUCAAAAUGUUAACACUGGAAGGGGACAAGGGGAAUUCCUGUUUUGCUGAAGGAUGAGCUGCACAUUACUAACACACACUACUCUCACUUAAAACUCAUCUGCACACGCACACAAUCCUUCUGACUGUCCGUCAGCAGCGUCACACUUCUGUCUCUCGUUGGUUUGUGACCUCAGGACUCAGUUGUUGAUUUGAGAAGACUUAAAGUCACAUUUAAAGUUGAAACAUUUGUUUUUGUCCAUACGGACAAUGUGUAUAAUUUCAUCCUUUUUGAGGUUGUUCUUUUGUGUUAAAGGGAUAUAACAUUGUGUUUCUGAGGCAUGCUGUUGCUUGUCUUCUCAAACAGCAAACAUCUCAAUCUCUCAAUAUUAGUCUCCAUCAGAGGGAGUGCUGCUUGCUUAAACUCUUCUCUUUCUGUUUUUUAUUUAUCCUAAAAUGCAUUUGGGAGAUGUACAACACAACUCAACUCCGAGAGGGGAAGUCACGCUUGUGUGGCAUGUUACGGUUGUUCCUGGUCAACCUUGCACUCGCUACAAAACAAUCCCCCGUAUAUGACACUACAAAUGAUAAAAAACAUAUCUUAUCCGUUUGGAUAAGGAGAGCUCUGACCAUGUAUGUCUGCAGUGUUUUUUGAGUGAGCAGACUCACUUUACAGUCAGAGGUUAUAAAACCAGGCUCAGAUUCAGGAACUAAAUCAUAUGAUUGCUGCUGGUAAACUUCUCUAAUGUGUCAUCUUGGCUCACGAGUCAGACGUUUGUCAGCGGACAGUGAAAGUCCAUCAUGUGGUUCUGUGGCAAUCAUUGACAAACCACGAGCAAGAAAAGAACCGUUUCUGACUUACAUUUCAGAAGUGAUUCCCUUCAAGUCUGCGCAGUAUUUUAGUUUUACCACUGAAUCCAGUAGAAACCUGUUCAGAAGGCUCGAGUUGGUUUACUGUUGAACAUCAAUCAUUUUCUCUGUGAUGCUUUUCUGUCACAAGACAAAAAUAAAGUUGAUGAAAUAUUUGUAUUCAUCCAUAUUUUUAUAUAUGUAUGUACAGUAUAUUUCAAGAAGAGAAAAUCACUAAACAUACACGUUGAGCUGCUCCCACCACACAGACAGGUUUCUGUAAUAAAUAAACAGGAGAGGGUGAAUAUACUAUUUGAAGUAAUGGGUCUUAGGGAAGCCAGCGAAUUCAAAAUGUGCCUUGGAUACAGUGGCAGUAGGUGAUUUCACAACAGGUCACUGACUCAUAAUUGAGGGUUCAAAGUUUCCCUUAAUUUCCCUGUAAAGAAACUGUAACUGCAAAAUUCAUAAGAAGGUUCCCGGAAAGGAAUGUCAUUUGGUACUAAUUCUAAUAAAAAAUGAAGAUGUUAAAUGA
Cottoperca gobio is the source of this 2378-nucleotide messenger RNA. It is a transcript of the gene slc31a2, whose product is annotated as solute carrier family 31 member 2. Lineage: Eukaryota; Metazoa; Chordata; Actinopteri; Perciformes; Bovichtidae. The record is from RefSeq and is a predicted model, not a curated record. Gene Ontology annotation, biological process: copper ion transmembrane transport. Gene Ontology annotation, cellular component: membrane. Gene Ontology annotation, molecular function: copper ion transmembrane transporter activity. The coding region runs from base 399 to 869 and encodes 156 amino acids. The transcript has 4 exons.